Molecule: messenger RNA, 750 nt
Organism: Alternaria burnsii
Lineage: Eukaryota; Fungi; Ascomycota; Dothideomycetes; Pleosporales; Pleosporaceae
Exons: 2
Coding region: 1-750 (249 amino acids)
Source: RefSeq, a predicted model, not a curated record
AUGUACUCCAAGACCGCCAUCAUCACCUUCUUCGCCGGCUUUGCCGCUGCCCAGAUCCACGCUCCCGUCGGCGAGCCCGCUGGUAACCCCAUCACCCGUCCUUUGAACGAGGUUGUCCCCACCUGCGAGCAGUUCACCAUCACCUGGCAGCCAACUACCCCCAACACUGUCUCUGUUCUCCUCCUCAAGGGACCCUCCACCAACGUCGUCAAGUUCGGUCCUUCUCUCGCUGAGGGAAUCGCCAACAGCGGUAGCCUCGCGUGGACCCCCGCCUCCACCCUCGAGGCCACCAACGGCCCCAACGGAUACGGCAUCCAGAUCAUUGACGAUGUCACCGGCCAGUACCAGUACUCCACCCAGUUCGGUAUCUCCAAGGGCAACUGCGAGGAGGCCGUUUCCAGCUCCAUGAUCGAGCCCAGCAGCGUCGCUGUCGCUAGCUCCACCCCUGCCGCCAGCAGCGCCUACGCUCCCGGCUACGGUGCCUCAACCCCCCUUGCUAGCCACACCCCCAUCCCUCUCCCAUCUGCUGUCCACUCCAGCGAGGCUCCUUACCCCACCACCGUCGUGACCUCUGCUAUGGUCCCUGCCUACAGCACUGGUGUCUCUGCCAACGGCACCGUCCCCAUGCCCACUGCUGGCGGUAACGCUACCACCAGCCGUCUUCCUGAGGCUACCACCAACGCCGCCUCUGGCGUCCAGGCUGCGCUCGGCUUUGCCGGCGCCGCCGCCGCUUUCGCUUUCAUGCUAUAA